Messenger RNA from Sabethes cyaneus, 2361 nucleotides. RefSeq lists its product as uncharacterized. Gene Ontology annotation, molecular function: nucleic acid binding; zinc ion binding. The transcript has a single exon. NCBI's taxonomy places the organism in Eukaryota, Metazoa, Arthropoda, Insecta, Diptera, Culicidae. Bases 1 to 2361 code for a protein of 786 amino acids. The record is from RefSeq and is a predicted model, not a curated record.
AUGCCGUUGACCCACACCCCCGGUAAGAAAAGUCCUGCUACCAUGGAUGAAGUGAAACCGCUUAUCCACCAGCGUGGCCAGGUAAGAGCCAAGGUUACGGCAAUCCUGAAACAACUCGAGAAAUCAGAAAACGAUUUGUCUCAGGUGAGUCUUCCUAUGUUGAGAGUCUUUUCUAGAAAACUGGAUAUUUUAUAUAAUGAAUUCAAUGCAUUGCAUAAAGAGAUUCUCAGUGUGAUUCCCUCUUCGAAGCUCGACGACCAGGAUGAAAAAGUUGUAGAAUUUGAUUUAAUCCAUACUGAUGCCUUGAUGCGUGUUGAGUGCCUGAUUGACAAAGUGUCGAAGCCUUGUAUGCCUUCUUCCAGCGCAGUUGCACCAAUUCCUUCCACAAGUUUUGCUCAGCCUGCCCAAGUGAUUGUUCAGCAACAACCUUUAAAGGCACCCAUUCCAACCUUCAAUGGUGAAUAUGAGAAUUGGCCUCGAUUUAAGGCGUUGUUUUCGGACAUCAUUGGGCGUUGUACCGAUUCGGAUGCAAUUAAGUUGCAUCAUUUAGAUAAAGCGUUGAUUGGUGCAGCUGCCGGAAUAAUUGAUUCCAGGACACUCGUAGAAAACAAUUAUAAUCACGCAUGGGAAAUACUGGUCGAGCGAUUCGAAAAUAAGCGUGUGAUAGUUGACACCCAUCUCUCUGGAUUGUUAACUAUGAAAAAGAUGGUGAAAGAAUCUCACACUGAGUUGCGUGCAUUGAUUGAAACAUGUUCCCGGCACAUCGAAGGGUUGAAAUUUCUUGAUCAACCAGUUGAUGGCAAUGCAGGGUUGUUCAUCAACAAGCUGCUAACCUCUUGCCUUGAUCCCGUAACCCGCAAGCAAUGGGAGAGAACGCUUAAGCACGGUGAGUUGCCUGAUCUUGAAAGGACGCUAAAUUUUCUUAAAGAUCAAUGUCGCGUUCUCGAGCGUUGCGAAACAGACAAUCCUCCCGCUAGUAAUGUAAAGUCUCUUCCAAAUACUCCAAAAACUGCCAGUUUAAAGGUUCAUACCACUUCUGCCCUAUCGACGAAUGGCUCCUGUCAUUUUUGUAGCAAAGACCAUCUAAAUUAUCAAUGUCCCGAUUUCCGUAACAUGUCACUUUCUGAACGCUUGUUGAAAGUCAAAGAAAGUCGUGUUUGUUACAAUUGCCUUCGCCGCGGGCAUCGUUCAGCUGACUGUUCGUCGAAGGGUAGUUGUGCUAAAUGUAGAAAACGACACCAUACCUUACUGCACGAUGAAUCGAAACAACCGAAUGUUAGCUCGAAGCAAUCUAAGAACAAUCCUAUAUCGCAAUCGGAACCAGUAAAAGGUUCAAUGAAUGUUAUUUCCCAGCCUGUUAAAAAUGUAAAUGUUGACGAGUUUGUCCAAACUCAACCCGUUUCCUCAUCCUGUUCUGUAAACCUUGGUAAAACAACACUGCCGAAUGUGUUGUUGCUCACUGCUGUUGUAAAUUUGAUGGAUCAGCAUGGGCAACCGAUUGCUUGUCGAGCUCUUCUGGAUUGCGGUGCUCAGACAAAUCUUCUUUCCAGUGCGAUGUAUCAGAAACUGGGACUAAAGGGAGAAGCAGCUAACUUUGACAUUGUUGGAGUUGGCAAUGGCCGAUCAAAUGCAAGUUGUCUUGUAUCAGUUCAAUUGACAUCCCAAUGCAGCGAUUAUGCGACCACUUUGAAAUGUCUAGUUAUCCCCAAAAUUACGAAUCCGAUUCCUCAUAAACGUGUCGACAUUUCAAAUUGGAAUAUUCCGAUUGGCUUGCAUUUGGCUGAUCCCUCGUUUCACACUCCCUCAGAAAUCGACUUAUUAAUUGGUCUUGAUCAUUUCUUCUCAGUUAUGAAGCAUGGUCAUUUUAGAAUUGAUGAAGAUUUACCUGAGCUGCGAGAAACCGAGUUUGGUUGGGUUGUUUCCGGUGAAAUUCGUGAUGAAUAUGAACCUAUUAUAAAUGAAAGACUAGCAACCGCAAUUACAAUUGAAUCAUUGAAUGAUACCACCAACCGAUUACGGAGUAUAAAAGAAUGCCAAGACUUACUUCCCCCUGAUCCUAAAGCGCAAGAAUGUAAAGAACACUUUUUGUCAACUCACCGAAUAGAUAUUACAGAUCGUGAUAUAGUUGAUCCCCCCUUCCACGAUAAUGUAAACCAAUUUCACGACAACCUGUCGUCAGAAUUUCGUCGUUUCUUGUUCCGUACACGAUGCCUGCCUCGAAAUCCUAAGUUGUGUCUCCAGUACUCAAGGUUAAUCGAAAAAUCUGAGUCUAUUGGUCACUACCGAGAAGGCCUAGAAAAAGUUGAUCCCCCCGACAAGUUAAGGUUACCACCCUCAUCUUGCCGUCCUAUGUCCGACUAG